UACCUCCCAGGGCUGCUAGACAAAAGUGAUCUGUGCUGUGUGUGGCAGUGUGUGCCUAUAAGCUCAGCACUUACUUGGGGGGUUGAGAUGGGAAGAUCACACGUUCCACGCCAACCAUAUAUAGGGAGAUCCCCAUCUCCAAAAGGGAAGCCUUCACGAUGGCUGCUUAAUGCACAGAGGAGCCUGGACUGUGACAUUAUCAGUAAUGGCCAUGCACAGCUGCUUUCUGAUGGUUGUGACUGACAAUGGCUUAAGUGGGUCGGGUCAACCUGCUCCUAUAGGGACUGAAAGAAAGGGCGGUUGGGGGCUCUUCAUGUGACCAUAGUGACCAAAUGGUAACAGGCGUGAUGCUGUCCCCUUGAGAAGCACAGCUUUUCUAGAAAGGUCUGGCAAAGAUGGGCUCUUUUGGUGCCACAAGGACACACAACAGUUCCCCAACGACCUCACAGUCCCAGGCCGAGCAUCAUGACAUAAUGUGCAUGUCUCCUCCUCUCUGUCUGGUUUGUAUUAGAUCCAUGUAGCAAGCAUGUGCUCUCCCAUACACAUGCCUGCAUACACUCUGUUCUUAUAGACAUGCACACAGAUCCGUGUGUGCCUGCAUCUCUCUCUGGUUUUUACUCCAUCCACGUAAUAAGCAUGUGUGUACACGUUACUCCUUCACGCACACCCCUGCUCUUGUGCAUACAGUCUUGAAACACAGAUGUAUGAACACAGUUCCAUGCAGCUCUCUUUCAUCUCAUCACCUGUGAGCAGCAAGCUACAUUGUUGCAGCUCUCACCUCGGGUCAGGCUACACUGUUGCUUUUCAUGCACUGGCAGGGGACCCCCUCCUCCCCCUUUGUUCUCAGCUGCUCUUUUCUGCAACCUCCCCCCACACCUGCGUCCUAACCUUGCCUCCCUCCCGGGGUGGAGUGUUACCUGCUAUUGCCCUUUGUCCUGGGUCCACCCUGUCUGUGCAUUUAGUGAUCUUUAGUGACAUCCCUGGCUUGUCCCCAGCUGCAGAUGGGUAGCACCUCUUCUAUUUAGUUGUGAUGACAAAAAAUCAUCUCCAGACCUUACCAGAUGCCCUCUGCAGUCAUACUUUGACACGCAUACCCCCACAAGAAAACCCCCACAGCGUACCCACAACAUCCAAGGUGUUCAGGACGGAAACCAAGGGUCAAGGAGGGGAUGCCAGUGGGCAGAGGUUGGGAAGAAAUCUGGUGAUCGUGGUUUUGAGUGUAUCCUGUACUGAAAACCCCGUGUACACUUGUCUCCAGGGCUUUGCACACUCUCCUCCAGCUGUUCGGAGCGGCCUGUGCCCUCCUGACCUUGUAGGUUUGCUGUGAAUCUCUUGUGGUUUCUGUGGGUGCCCAGGCACCCGCACCUGCAACCUCUGCUUCCGGCCACAGCCGCCUUUCCUUACAAGUAUGUCUGCAAAACUCACAGAAAUGCAGAGAGACACAGAGCGAGCAGCUCAGCUGAGCCCCUCUUCCGAAGAUGAAGCCUUGGUUUUGAGGCAGAAGCCUUCAGAGACGCAAUCCCCAGAGGAGGACACUGUCACUCUGCAGCAGUGGAAGGCGCGGCAGCUGCAGCGCCUGGCUGAGGAGUUGAAGGCAGAGUGGCAUGAGGCCCGGCUGCAGCAGGUCCGACAAGCCGAACGCCUCUACUUGGCCCACCUGUUGGACGAGGCAGCAGAGCGGGCCGUGGGAAGCGACUCUGGCUUGGAUGAACAGAACCAGAGAGGAACACCAAAACACACAAGGGCUAAGGAGAGAAACCGAGCAGCCUACAGAGAGGAGAAGGGCCGCAGGGAGGAGCACUCCAGACAUCACCCCAAGUCCCGGAAAAAGGCAUCGUGCACGGAGAGACGGACUUCUACCAAAGCCCGUGGCCCAAACCCUGUUGAGAAGGGUAAAGGGAGACGGGUGUCUUCAAGUAAGGGCCGUGGUGGAUACCAGCCCUUGGGCCCUCGGGUGACCAGAAGGGCAGACAUGGGGAAGUUCAACCCAUUCUUUGAUGGUAUUAGAGAAACUGAAUUCGGGGAAGAAGUACAGAAGGAAUUCUUCCGGGAGGGGAGGCGGCCCUCACCAAAGGGGACUCGACUUGCUCACAACCUCAGGGACCAGAGUCUGCAAGGCAAAGCAACAGUCCUAGAAGAGUCCUUGCCCCUUGACCAUACCUUCAAACAAGGGGCUGAAGCCCAGGGGCACCCAAGCAAGUACAACAACAGGAAUCAGUGGCACAAAGAAAUUGAAUCUACCUUCGAGGAAUUGUUUAACACAAAUAGGAAGCUGAAGAAACAUCUGAAUUUGCACCUUGAACAGAGGCUCAAGGCGGACCAGAAUCCAGAUGAGCAACAGAGCUACUCAGAGAUUCGGAGUGAGAACUUUGGCAUCCUGAGAGAGGAGGAGAAUACGGAGGAGCCAGAAACCACCAAGGAGCCUGAGAGCCCAACAGAGGUUGAGACUUCUGAGAUGUGGUCCAAAGUCAAUCUGAAACAGAUACUGAGUGACACGGAGUACCCCAGGUACCAACAAAUGGCAAAGUGCCCAUUAAAGAAUGAAAGCCUAGUGCCUGUUAAGGCAGGAACAUCUAGAGAACAAGACGACUUGUUCUCACUCAGUCCAGAGUCGGUACAGGAGACACCCACAUCACCUGUGGUGGACGACGACGAUAGUCUCAAGCCUUACCUGCAGAAACAGGCAGACUGUGUAUCAAGCUGGAUGGCUUUGAGGCAAAAGCAGAAGGCAGAGUUGGAGCAGAGAAGGCAAAAGACACUUUUGGAGCUGACAGAACACCCCAACAUGAGCUUGGAGAUCCAUUACAAGGCUGAGCUGGAGGAAGAACGCAGGGAGCGUAGACGGAUGCGUUUGGCUCUCCUUAAAUCGUAUCCCACAGGGAUCCAGGCCCCGCCUGUUGAACGAAAUAUUUCUCUGGACAACGGUCUUCUCGAUGAGGACAAACAGAACCAGAUGAUCCGUGACCUUCAACAGCAGAUCUUAGAGCAAAACAAGAUACACCAGGAGUUUUUGGAAAAAGCCAGGAAACGCUUGCAAGAGUUUCAGAAAACAUUUUAAAAGCAGACCCACCCAUGAUAAAUACAUCCCUGAUGGCUGCUUUGCCUGUACCAUG
Rattus rattus (black rat) is the source of this 3113-nucleotide messenger RNA. It is a transcript of the gene Cep295nl, whose product is annotated as CEP295 N-terminal like. The record is from RefSeq and is a predicted model, not a curated record. Bases 1409 to 3058 code for a protein of 549 amino acids. Gene Ontology annotation, cellular component: cytosol; centriole; centrosome. Gene Ontology annotation, biological process: regulation of centriole replication. The transcript has a single exon. Lineage: Eukaryota; Metazoa; Chordata; Mammalia; Rodentia; Muridae.